Closterium sp. NIES-67 is the source of this 2277-nucleotide messenger RNA. NCBI's taxonomy places the organism in Eukaryota, Viridiplantae, Streptophyta, Zygnematophyceae, Desmidiales, Closteriaceae. The record is from the annotation of a GenBank genome assembly.
CACCCACCGAGCUCCCCCCUUGUCUUACGCUCUUGUCCUCAUUCCAUCCGGUCAAUCCCUAUGUCACGGUCUUAUAGCCAUUUACAGUGGGAUACAGACUCCCCUUUCCGCGGCCGACCGAGGACAAGUUCGCGAAACGCGUGUAGGAAUCUAGGUCCCUCGUCAGCUCGGGAUUGCACCUGUAGCUCAAUGGACGGCGACGGACCUGACGGUGACGGACUUGACGGCGACGGAAAUGACGGCAACCGUCAGCAGAACCAGUGGGUAGGCCGUUCCUUUCCGUUCUACUGUACAGUACCCAGUACAGUACAGCUAAUCGUACCGACACCUUGUGGAUUGCUGACGCGAACAGCACCGCCAAUCAGCAGAGCGGCUGGCAGUAGCCGAACUCAUCGCCGAAUAGACUGUGCCUGAGGAGUGAUUUCUUGAGGCGCCUAAAAAAUGAACUCAUCGCUGACCAGACUGUGCCAUCCUGACAGCACCAUUGAUGAGUCAUCACUCCCGAUUCCGGAUCCUGAUGAGUCAUCAACGAUUGCGGUGCGCUAGCCGACAAAGAGUGAAUCGCCAAUCUACCGUCCGCUUUAGCACCCGGACUUACGUGCACCGCACACUGUAUCGUAGCACUGUGGAUUUACGGCGACAAAGGCACAUACUGUACUUAACCGUGGCGGCGGUCAGAAGAUCCCGCGUGGCGUUCCCAUUGGGAGCGGCCGCGCUGCCGCGUGGCUUAGAUCUCCACGUGGCCGUUGCUACGCCGCACAGUACUACCGUAGUAGUGACGUGUCUCGCAGAACGUGUUUCACAUAUCCCCGCUCCUCUGUGAGCCAAACCUGCGCUGUCAAACCGAACCGUCCUUCGCGGUCGCGUCGGUUCUCCUCGUUGCUUGGAUUUUCGGAAGCCUCGAGGAAGGGGAUCUACAAUUGCGGGUUCGAUAGCGUCUGAGGUAUAAAUCCGAGAAGAUUGGUCUACUGAAACAACCACCUUCUUUCAUUAGAGUUAAUUUUGCACAGCUAGUUACUGAAUAAACUGAUUCCCUUCCCUUUACCUGCACCAACCGUCCUAUUCAGUUCUCUGCUGACUAGAACCUUCCGCUUCAUUUUUCAUAUACAAUCAAGUCAAUCAGGAGUAAGCAUCAGCGCAUCAGCGCAUCAGCGCAUCAGCGCAUCAGCGCAUCAGCGCAUCAGCGCAUCAGGCUACUCUCCCAUGGCUGCCUCUUCGCGAGUUGCCCUUCUCCGCGCCCCCUGUCUCCUCGCUGUCCUCCUCUCCCUCCUCCUCCUCACUUCUUCUGCUGCUGCUGCUCGGCGCCCUCCGCCGACCAAGGCGCAGAUCAAGGCGGAGGUGACAAGGAUGGCGAAGCGCCUGGUGCAGCGAUACCCGCAGUACUCCAAGUUCUCCAAGGACUUCAACAAAUACGUCAGCCUCGCACUGAACUCCAAGUACAACUUCUCAGCCCUUGCUGACGCAACCCUCCUCAUUCCCAGCAACACGGCUGCAGAGGCGCUUUCCAAGAAGCUUCCUCUCACCUCCAAAAACAUCCCCAAGGCCUACAACGUCUCAGCGUACCACAUCAUCGCGAAAAGAUUCACUCUGCCCAAGCUCAAGGCCAUGCGGGCCGGUCAGCCGCUGCCAACUCAGCUGCGGCAGGCUCUUUAUAAGCUGACUCCGAAGAACGGCAGUGUGGUCAUGUUUGGGACGUACCCUAGCACCAGAGCGAGGGGGGUUGUAACGAGCAGGGUGUUGAUCCCUGGCAUGUACGUCGGGCCGUACUUCAUUGCCCAUGGUGUGGACCGCGUGCUGCUCCCCCGAGGCACUCGCGUGUAAAAAGGAGCAAUGCUGUUGCUUGCUCAGCCUCAAGGAUCAGUUGUGAAGUCAGGGGGGAUAGGUGAAGCAAUGCUGGAAUACCGUAGUGCUGUUGCUGUUGUUUCUGCUGUUGCUGCUGUUAGCGUGCUGCUGCCUCCUGGCAUGUUCGUUGUGCUUCUGCCUCGAGGCUCGCGCGUGUAAAGAAAGAGGAGGGACAUGGGAUGAUGAAUAAUGCAACAGGAAUUCUGCAUGGCAUGCCGAGCCGUAAUGUUUUUCCCAUGCUGUGGUCUGUCCCCUUUCCAGGCACGCUUGUAUGAAAAGUAGAGGCAUGGAGACCAGCCCACAGAGAUGGUAUUCCCGCAAUAGAAUGGUGCAACUUACAGAAAGACUACCUUGGCCACUGUUGGGCUGAGAAAUAGCUCUUAGGAUCUUUCCAGAGACUAAGUCCAGUUGUAAAAGGAGACUUGAGUAGUGCAG